Aspergillus puulaauensis is the source of this 1551-nucleotide messenger RNA. RefSeq lists its product as uncharacterized. The record is from RefSeq and is a predicted model, not a curated record. The transcript has a single exon. The coding region runs from base 1 to 1551 and encodes 516 amino acids. Lineage: Eukaryota; Fungi; Ascomycota; Eurotiomycetes; Eurotiales; Aspergillaceae. Gene Ontology annotation, molecular function: protein binding.
AUGCUCGAUUCUUCCAAAGGCCUCGCAGAACUGACGAAAUCCAAAAAGAACCCUACCGUACAGUUUAUUCACGAGUCUGUCCGUGAUUUCCUUCGGGAUGAGGGCCUCAGCAAUCUCGAAUUUGGCAGCAUUGCCCCAGGACCCAGCCAUGACGUCUUGAAAGCAUGCUGUUUGAACUACGUGAAUAUUGAUUUGUCGUCGCGUCUACCCCAUUCCCAAGAUCUUCCACAAGCCAAAACCCACGAGGCGAGCCGUCUUGUGGAAGCUAUAUCUCGGAGUUACCCGUUCCUUGAGUAUGCUGUGCAGAACGUGUUCCACCACGCAAACAUUGCAGCUGAGCAUGGGAUAUUGCAGGAACCGUUUUUAGCAGAGUUUCCAACUGGGACCUGGAUCCUGAAGAAUAAUGUAUUUGAGAAACAUCAAGUACGCCGGUACAGUUCAUCUGCGGAUAGAGUGUACAUCUUGGCGGAGCACAAUUGGUCAAAGCUCCUUACGACGGAGUGCUCUAUGGGAUCUCCAAUAGUCGACUCGGGUCAACGAUACGGGCAUCCUUUAUAUGCCGCUCUUAUCGGCGGGGGCGAUGAAGCAGCAUUUGUCCUUUUGACGCUCGACACAUCUUUGAGAAGCGACUUGGAUCAGAAACAAGUCAAGGGUGUACCCCUCCUCUCGUUCGCGACGAAAAACGGCUUUUUAGCCACUGUUAAGCUACUUCUCGAGCUCGGCGCCAGCGUGGACUACAAAGAUGAGGACGACAAAACGCCACUUUGCCAUGCGGCAGAAUCAGGCCACGAAGGAAUCGUAAAGAUACUGCUGGAACACAAGGCCGAAACAGAUUUAUCGGAUAAGGACAAACGAACACCAUUAUCUCACGCAUCAACACCUGAAGUUAUUAGGCUCUUGCUUAAAUCAGGCGCAGAUCCAGAAUCGCGAGAUUCUCUGGGACAAACCCCACUUUUCCAUGCCGUUUUGUCACUCUCUAUACCGAGAAUUGAUCUCCUGCUUGACAGUGGCGCGGCUCUGGAAUCAAGGGAUGAUCGUGGGAGAACUGCACUUUCCUGUGCUGCCGAACGGCACCUUGGCGAAGAAACGAUCAAGGUCCUGCUUGACCGAGGCGCAGAUAAAGAAUCCAGGGACUAUAAAGGGCGAACCCCACUAUCUGUCGCUGUUGGUAGAACUCCGCUGUCCCAUGGUGUCCAACACUUGGGGCACGGUACAGUAAAAUUACUUCUUGACCGAGGUACCGAUAUAGAAUCAACGGAUAAAUCGGGGAAAACUCCACUAUUCUAUGCGUCUGGAAACCGAUAUUGGACUAUACCUUUCUGGUUAUUGCUUGAUCGAGGUGCAAAUGUGGGAUCGAGAGAUUGUUCUGGGGGUACUGUUCUCCACAUGGCAUCACGAUACAUAGGCAACGAAGACCUUCUUCUGGAACUGGUGAAGAUCGGCGCUGAUUUUGAAGCAAGAGACAACGAUGGGCGCAGACCAAUUGACAUUGCAAGGCCUACUAAUUUCGAACGUGUAAUUGCAGCUUUCGAAAGAGCUGGAGCGAAGUAA